This is a messenger RNA of Gordionus sp. m RMFG-2023, 5301 nucleotides long. RefSeq lists its product as uncharacterized. Lineage: Eukaryota; Metazoa; Nematomorpha; Gordioida; Chordodea; Parachordodidae. The record is from RefSeq and is a predicted model, not a curated record. The transcript is spliced from 8 exons. Bases 365 to 5209 code for a protein of 1614 amino acids.
AAGAAAUAUAUAUAAAAUUAAAUUACAAAUUAAAUAAACAUUUACGGCGCGAAAGAAAUUUAUAUAAAAUUAUUAUUUUAUCCCAAAUCCAAUGUAAUAUUAUAAUUCCGAUAGUUAUAUCAUUCUCUUUGGUUCUGGACCGUUUAAUUCCUUAAUUAAUUUAAUCUUGAGUAUCACUCCAACCACAAAAUUAUACAAACUACUACCUAUUGCUACAUAUCAACAGUGGUAGGACUUCGUUUCUCAAAUCAUAAGUUAAAAAAGGGACAAUGUAGAAAAUCUUAUUAAAUCAAGAAAUAACAAGGAAAAUUACCUUGCCAUUGAUUUAAUUUGCCGGUCUUUUCGUGGAUAAAAGAAUCUCAAAAUGGUAAGUGAUUCAACAACUGAAACAGACUCUACUACCUUGAAUAGCAAAGGUUUUGUCGGUAACGGUCACCACGUGUUAUCGUGCAGUACCUUCAUCCGGAAUGUGUGGAAGAAAGAGUUAUGCGUCAAUUGUUGCAAAUCCGAAUGUGAUCAUGCCCGAACAAGAUCUCAAAAUAUUCCUACCAAAUUAAUUGGCGAUCAAAUUCCGGAAGACCGCUUAUCCCCCUCUUAUAUUCAGAAGAAGAGGGUAGUUCGCAUAUGUCAAGAACCACCCGCAAUCAUAGGUUAUGAUGGGGGUACCUCCCCUACCACUCAGGGUGAUGAUACGAAUAACUUGGAACAGAGUGGUAACGAUUUUCAAAAUGGUGACGACGAGGAGGCGGAGGAUGAAUACAGCUGGGCGGAUGAAGCGGACAGGAAAUGGUCCUUGCAGACUAUACUCAACACGGAACGCAACGCUAUAACCAAAAAUUUGAACGGUACUGCUCUUCCGCUGCCAUCGGAGAGCAGGGUGGACGAUUUCGGUGGCGAAAAUAUGAUUACCUUUAAACAUACCAAAAAUACCGAUAUUCAUAAAAUUAUCGUCGAUAAUAAUACUAAUGACAAAAGCGAAAAAUAUAAUAAUAAUAGCGCUAGUGUACCUCGUAAAAUCGAUAAUAUUGGGAUAAAUAAUUCUAAUAAAAAUCUCGCUAAAAAUGGUUUAAUAAAAUCAAACGGGAUAAACGUACUAUUAAACAUUAAUAAUGAUGCUAAAAAAGACAAAAAAAUUUCGACGUCCCACCAAAAAGAAUUAAUCGAUAUUUCUUUUACACGUAAUUUUGAAAUUGGGGAUAUUAAAUCGAUAAAUAAUUCCUUCGUCGCCGUCGACACCACUUUUCUCACGCAUAAUCCUACGAAGAAUACCGAUCAAACUACCCCGACCAUUAAUUAUGCUAAUAAACCGAACAUUUCUUCGCCAUCGAUCCAUUCCAACCACGUGAUAGUUAACGUAGCAGUCGGUGAUGACAAAAUGUUUUCGAGGAAACAAAAUGAUUUCUGUGAUAAAUCCACCCCUUCCCCAGUCAAAGUGAGGUCAUGGUUCGAAAGGCUAGACAUUAAAAAUUUAUCUCCCUCUGCUAAAUUGCUCGGUUUUUCCUCCAACGUUAAUCGUCUAUCACCUAAAGCUGAGGUUAGGCAAACUAAUGUCAAGAGAACUACGUCGACUGGUAACCAAUUAACCGAUGAUAACGACUCCUUAAACGCGAUUCACGAUAAUGGUCAUAAUAACUAUAGUCAUUUGCCUGAACUGGACCAUAAAUCAGUCGGCGAUGUUAACCAUAAGGGGAAUGAUUCUAAUAACCCACCGAUUUUUAACAUAGAAAAUGUUACUCUAGUUAAUAACAAUAAUACUAAUAACGAAACGAAAGAUUCGGAAAAGUGCGAGGUGAGAGAUUUGUUGGCAGUUAUCGACACUCGUUCUAACUUACUGAAAGGGCUAUCUGAGUACCUGUUGGACGAAACUGCUAAGAGGAAAGGCAAAGAAGGAGACGACGAUGACGGCGAAAAAUCAUUGCUUCAAGAAAUCGCUGAAACAAUGCUACGCGUCGUAACUAAUGAUGACGUAGAGGAUUCCAAAAUCGAUAAAACGCCUACUACGAAUUCUACCCCCAAAAGCGAUAAACAAAUUGAAGCCGAGUUUACCUCCGAUAACUUGAUAGACAAUCGCUCUUUCUUAGUUUCGAAAGGUCAAAUAACCGACGAUGAAAAUAAAUCCAACUUUGUAUCAAACGCGAUUAAUGAUUUUAACGCCAAUAAAAGUAUUAAUUUGUCGCCUAUAUAUGAUCGUAUACAACAACCUUCAAAACUUGUCCCCGGAAAUUUUUGCGUCUCAAAAAGUUUAGAUACUCCUGCCCUUAAAACGGUUCAUUUAAUAUCGAAGGAGGAAAUUCUUGACAGGGAAGCGCUAACGUCUCCACUCUACGAAGAACUCGACUAUGGCAUGUCAAAUACUGCCAAAGGGUCUCAUUUUUCACUCAUUGAAUCAGUGGAAGAUGGCAGCCAAUGUUUUGGUGCACCCUCUAAAAAUAAUAAUUCCUCGAACGAUGGUUCGGCCAAUAGCCAAACAAAAAUGGACAUACGGCUUGACAAGAGCCUAUCCCUAGACAAUUCCGAUAUUUCGCAUAGUGAUAUCUUGGUUAUCAAAGAUCAACCCGUUGCUUCAAAUAAUUCAGCUUCUAGAGGAAAACGUAAUGUCAUGAUAAAUUUAUUCAACAAAGCCAUUACUAAAGGCAGUCUCACCUCCGUCAAUACAUUCAAUAAGCGGAACACGCGGGAGAUUAGGAAGGAGGAUAUUGUAGUUUUGUUUUCCCCUCAACCAGAGAAUGUUGCCGACAAACAAUCAAAAAAUAUCGAAUCUCGGGAAAACGAAUCAAAACAGCUGCUCGGCACCAACGGUUUUAACAUUUCCUCCGCGCAUAACAGUAUAAUCAAAUUUGAUUCUAAGUUAGGAAUCAUAGCUCAAAAUCUGAAUAAAAAUUGUUCAGAUACGAACCUCGCUAGACUUCACUUUUGCUCUAAAAAGAGGGCACCUUCGGCUCCUUCGUCCCUUUCGCCCUCUUCCCCUAAACAAGGAAAACAAACUUAUUUUAGUCCUUCCCACAAAUUCUCCACCAAAUUUCAAAACACUCACAAGACGUUAAAUAUUAAUGAUUCACUAAUAACCCAAAAGGUAUAUGCGAGAAACGAACUUAGUAAUAACCCCUCCGAAAAAUCUCAUACCGUUGGUCCUUCAGUAAUUCACAGGGUAAGAAGCGCCUCGCCUUUACCCUUCGUACCUGACGCCCAGCAAAAUCAUCCAAUCUCUGAAAUAACCAAAGAGAAUACAUUAAAAUUUGCUCUUUUAAGAAAUCACAAGGAUCCACGCAAAACGAUUCGAUCCAAAAGCCUCGAUAAAACGACCAUCAAAGAAAGCCAGAAACAUGCCCAAGUUCAGGCGCAAAUUAAAUUCGAAGCUCAAAAAUCGACAAAUGUUUUAGAUAACCCUGAAAAUUUUCACGAGGAUACGAAUAAUAUGAAUCUUCAAAAUUUCGUGAAAACAAUGCCUUUGCCUGAAAAUACGUCAUGUACUCCAAAUAAUAAAACGAAACUUAAUGUUCAGUACGUCGAAUCGAGCAUUAAUCACGACCCAAUUCACAAUAAUAUUGCUUUUAGCAUCCUGCAAAAUUUGAAGAAAAGCGAUGAUUUCAACGCUUUAGCGAACACCAAAUUUUCUUCCCUCAAGAAGUUUUUCCGCAAAUCUUCGUCCAACACCAUUCGCAAGGGCCAUCAGAGAUCUAGUUUGGGCAAUUUGAAAGGAAAUUCCCUGAAUAUAAGCGAUAAAAUUUUGAACGAUAGCAACAUGGUCAGUGUUGGAACCUUCAACAAAAUUUCAGAAGAUAUUAUUUCUAACCCGGCUCUAUUCGUAGUUGAUUCGUUUAGUAGCGAAGAGAAUUGGAGUACGUCGUCAAAUUCAGUCGAAGAUAACAAGCAUUUACAUUGCGCCACUGCUCAGCAAAAUAAGGUUAUUCAAACGCAUUUCUCAAACACCCCUGCCGUGAUAACUAAUACCACCGUGAAUGGGAUUGAAAAAAAAAUUUCAAGUUGCCAAGUCACUUUGAGUACCGAUAAAUCCGACAAUAAUCGUUCACUCAACGUGCCACCUUCGAGGCCCCUAAUGUUACCUAGAUAUUUGUUAACGACCCCUUUGCCUCCCAUACCUAUAACUAGUUCUCAUAAUUGGGUGCCAACUAAUUGCUAUCACGAUCAAGAGAUAGCUUUGAAAUCAUCUAUUGCUUCAUCAUCUGCCAUUGCUCUAACUAACAAUACAUCAUCUUCUUCGGAACUGGAAUUUUCAGGCGAAGGAGUAAUUUUGAAGAAAAUACCCUCCGGUGACAGGGCCACUAGAAUCAUAGGCAAACCUAAAGUUCCUCCCCCAAAACCUCCUUCGGCAAUAUUAUUAUCCCCUAGCAAAAAGAUCACUUCUCCUAAUUACAACAAUAAAAUACGCAACAACGGAGAUUCCAAUAGCUUUUUAGCUACAAAUUUAACCCAUAAAAAGCAAAAUGGCACUAGUACUACAAAAAUAACGAAUCAAACGCUUGAUAGAUCGAAAUCUAAAAUAAAACCCAAGAUUCCUAUUCGUCCUCCGAAAUUGUCUCCCCAAAACGUUACCAAAUUAUCGGUUGGUCAUAAUAAAGUCCAUGAAAUUAAUGAAACUCAGAAGAACGGCGAUACAUGUGAGGCUGAGGAUAAAGAUGAUAUGUCUGACAUGCCUAGGAGAAAACCACCUCCCCCACCUCCUAUUCUACUGGCUAGACAAAAGAAAGCCAAAAAAAUGUGUAAUGGUUCCGUUCCUUUACCCAUCGUAGACCCCAACGAGUAUUACGAUGCGUUGGUGAGUUCGAACUCAUCAAAAAACCUUUCAACAUCUAUGGCCAUUAAAUACAUCGAAGCAACUUUUAAUCAAGUCAACCAACACACUGAUUCAAGCAGUUGUGAUACAUCCUCAUCUAAUUUCCCUCUUUACGAAGAAUACUUAACCCCCAUCAGUAAUAACAACCAGAUUUCGAUUAAUAAUCGCGAAAUUGGCAAAUUCGAGUAUUCACAAAGUAUCCAGGCUUCACAACCUAAAAUAGAUAACGCGAAUAAAAACACGUUCGUUCAGGUUUCGGAGUCAAAAUCGCCAUCUAAAACAGAUAAAGCUGAUAAAAGUAGAUUAAAAAUGAAUGGGAUAUCCCAUGCUUCGGAAGAUCAACGAAAUCUAAUAAUAGCAGGGCUAAAGCCUAGCGAAAUCAAACUAAAUCAAAGGGCGAGAAAAGCGAACUAAUUAUAUACCAUGAUACAUAACAGUACCAUUUUUUUUAAACAAUACGCCCAAUGUCCCUUAAAUACCCAUUUAUUUAAUUUAAGUAUUGUUUU